CAGUUUAAUAAUCGAUUUUAUUUUUAAGGCAAUGCAGAUUUAUUUCAAAUUAGCUUAUAAGUACUAAUUUAAGGAAAUUUUAAGUUUGAAGAUAAUAAAUUAUACCUCUUUGUAUAUUCGAAACAUCUUUUGCAAAUUUGUACCUAUGUUAUUUAAUUUUGUCUUUUGUAAUGUAGUUUAUUUUAUUUAUAUUAUUAGUUGCAACUUAGCAAUAAUGAAAUGAAAAGGCAAUACGUAAUAAUUUAAUUUUCUAGCUGAAUUUUUCAUUGUAAUUUUUGUCUAUUUCUUUUUCAACUUGUUUUUUAUUUAAUCCUUGAGGCUUGUAGGUCAUGUCGAGCUAUUAGAUAGUUAUUUAUUUCGAUGUAGUAUUUUGUUUUAUAUUCGGAGAAUAAAACUCUAUUUGAGUAGAUACAUUCUUUUGUGUUAUGUAUGGUCUCUUAUUUUGACACUUUGUUUAUCGUCACGAAGUCAUCGAAAACUGUGAAGCAAGAAUCAAUACAAUCAUUUUGGGCAUUUUCAACAAAGCAUUAUUUUUUAAACAUAAAUCUGUAUUCACCCCCCUCGAUUUUAUUUGAAUCUAAACAUCCAAGUAUUUAAGAGUCAGAAAGUUUUAUUCAAGGCAAUGAGUAUGACAUCAAGAAAAGCAAUUUGUGCAUUUGUGAUUUCGAUAUUGUACUUAAUUGAUAAAUGUGAGGGGAAAAAACCGCAUAUUAUUGUCAUCAUAGCUGACGAUCUUGGAUGGAAUGACGUAAGUUUUCACGGUUCAAAUCAAAUUCCAACACCAAAUAUAGAUGCUCUCGCUUAUAAUGGAGUAAUUCUUAACCGACAUUACACACAACCAACUUGUACACCUUCUAGAACUGCUUUUCUUACAGGACUUUAUCCAAUUCGCACUGGAAUGUAUGGUAAUCCACUUCGACCUUCAGAACCAAACGGCAUACCUCUAAAUUUUACAUUGUUCCCAGAACAUAUGAAAAAAAUAGGAUAUGUUACACGACUUAUUGGAAAAUGGCACACAGGUUACUUUACAGCUAAUCACACACCGACGUAUAGAGGAUUUGAUUCAUUCUUUGGAUAUUACAACGGGUAUAUCAAGUACUUCAAACAUACAAUCAAUGAUGAUUUUCAUACAGGACAUGAUGUUCAUCGUGAUUAUCCAAAUAAUUUAACUGUAGCUUAUCCAAGUGGAUAUUUCACUGAUAUCAUCACUCAAGAGGCUGAAAAACUAAUCCGUAAUCAUAAUAACAAAAAUCCCUUGUAUCUUCAAAUUGCCCAUUUGGCAGUACACGCAAGUGACAAUAAAGAUCCACUUGAAGUUCGAGAUGUUAAGGAAAUAAAUUUGAAAUUUGGACACAUCAAAAAUAUAAAAAGAAGAAAAUAUGCAGGAAUGGUCCAUGCUUUGGAUGAAUCUGUAGGUCGCACAGUAAGGGCUCUGCAAAAUGCGAAUAUGUUAAAAGAUUCGAUAAUCCUAUUUAUUUCUGAUAAUGGUGCCCAGUCAGUAGGACACAAUGUGGGUUCAAAUUAUCCAUUACGAGGGCUAAAGUUCACUACUUAUGAAGGAGGGGUUCGUGGAGUGGCAUGCAUUUAUUCACCUUUAAUCAAAAAUGCGCAGCGAGUUUCCAAUGAUAUGAUUCAUAUCACAGAUUGGCUUCCCACAUUUUAUUCAGCGGCUGGGGGUAAUAUUGCAAAUUUGGGCGAACUUGAUGGAGUGGAUCAAUGGUCAACAGUUCAAGUUGGUGAAAGAAGUUCCAGAGAUUUUAUAUUGAUUAAUAUCGAUAGAAAUUCCAGAAAUGUUGCAGCGAUUCUUGGAAAUUUUAAAUUGAUUAAAAGCCCACUUUAUUCCAAAUAUUAUGGGGAUCUAGGGCACUGUAGAAGAUGCCCAGCCUACAAUCUGACAUCAAUAAUAUUGUCUUUAUCAAAUCAAGCAAUUAAUACUGUUUCAAAUGUCAAGCUUACUUUAACAAAAAUUCCGAAACUUCGUUCAAUGAGUCACGUUCGUUGCCGAAAUUUGGCAAAGUUCAUUGCACCUGUUGGAACCUCUUUAUUUGACAUUUUCAACGAUCCCUGUGAAAGUAUAAAUGUAUAUUCAAAGUAUCCAGAGAUCACUUGGAAUUUGAAGCAUAUAAUUAACGACUAUCGUCAAGUGAUGAUGCAGCACAAUCUUUUCGACAGAUUUUCAGACCCUGCAAGCUACCCAGAAAAUUUUCGUGGCUCGUGGAUGCCGUGGAUUGAUAAAUUAUGAUAUUUAUUCAUUCAAGAAUGUUCAGAUAUCUUUUCUAUCACCUGUAAUUUGUAUCAUUUUGAUUAUUCACUUUUGAGAUAAAAACACAAUAUUAUCUGAGGUAAACA
Messenger RNA from Belonocnema kinseyi, 2349 nucleotides. Its product is annotated as arylsulfatase B-like. The coding region runs from base 623 to 2242 and encodes 539 amino acids. Lineage: Eukaryota; Metazoa; Arthropoda; Insecta; Hymenoptera; Cynipidae. The record is from RefSeq and is a predicted model, not a curated record. The transcript is spliced from 8 exons.